AUGAAGUACCCAAACUUUCUCUUGCUCGCCACCCAGUUAGCAGUGGCGUCGCCUUUCCAUCCCAGUCCUAAACCCGUAACUCGCGACAACGGACAAGUCAGCUACGAUGGUUACCACAUCUAUUCCAUCACCCCGUCCUCGGACCAAGCCGCCCGCGAACUAGAGAAACGCUUCUCAAAAUACUACACCCAUCCGAUCCGAGACACGCUGUCCGUAGCCAUCCCACCCGAGGAAAUCUACGAAUUUAACAGUCUGGGCCUCGACGCCCGACUGGUGAACUCUGAUCUUGGAGCAUACAUCCGCUCGACCGAAAAGCAACCAGUCUACAAGCGAAGCAUAUCGCAAACCGGAGAGUUACCAGAUCUCUCAUGGUUCGAUACAUACCAUGCAUACGCGGAUCAUCUGCAAUACUGGGACGACCUCGUCACCGCCUUCCCCAACAACACGAGGAAAUUCGCCAUCGGGCAAAGCUACGAGAACAGAACUAUUUGGGCCUUUGAGUUCUACGGGAAUGAAGAGACGAAAGAGGAGAAACCGAUAAUACUCUGGCACGCCACAGUCCACGCCCGAGAAUGGAUUUCAACAAUGGUCAUCGAAUACCUAGCCCACCGCCUCCUCUUCACUUCCACCAACAGCGCCUAUCUCUCCGACUACACAUUCUACCUCAUCCCCUUCCACAAUCCCGACGGCUUCCUCUUCACACAAACCAACAACCGUCUCUGGCGCAAGAACCGACAGCCCCGCCCCUCCACAAACAGCACCUGUCUCGGAACCGAUGGAAACCGCAACUGGCGCUACGAAUGGGACGCCGAACCACCAGAAGGUGGUUCAACCCCCGACCCCUGCGGGCAAACCUACCGUGGCGAGUCCCCGGGUGACACACCCGAGAAUGCCGCCAUGGACAGCCUCUCAGCCCAACUGGCAAAACAGGGCCCGGUGGGUAUACGGUCAUUCAUCGACUUCCACUCCUACGGCCAGCUGAUACUCACGCCGUAUGGUUUCUCGUGCGACCCGUUGCCUGAGACGCUGCCGCGGAUGCUGGAGGUAGCAGGGGGUACGGCCAAGGCGAUCAUGGGCGCGAGUACGAUGAAUAGUACGUAUGAGUUUGGGCCUGGGUGUCAGAUAUUGUAUUUUUCAACGGGGAACUCGAGGGAUCAUCAUUAUGCGGUGCAUGGGGCGGAGCACUCGUGGACCAUGGAGUUGAGUCCGAGGGAUGAGGCCGGGGGUGGAUUUGUGUUGCCGCCGGAGUUUAUUUGGCCUGUUGUGAGGGAGCAGUGGGCAGGGCAGGAGUGGUUGUUGGGGGAGGUGUUGGAGGGUUGA
Messenger RNA from Pyrenophora tritici-repentis Pt-1C-BFP, 1320 nucleotides. RefSeq names its product carboxypeptidase. Gene Ontology annotation, biological process: proteolysis. Lineage: Eukaryota; Fungi; Ascomycota; Dothideomycetes; Pleosporales; Pleosporaceae. The record is from RefSeq and is a predicted model, not a curated record. Gene Ontology annotation, molecular function: zinc ion binding; metallocarboxypeptidase activity.